CCCUUCAGUCUUGCACAGGUGUACCAGCUCCUCCCCUUCAGUCUUGCACAGGUGUACCGGCUCCUCCCCUUCAGUCUUGCACAGGUGUACCAGCUCCUCCCCUCCAGUCUUGCACAGGUGUACCGGUUCCUCCCCUUCAGUCUUGCACAGGUGUACCGUCUCCUCCCCUUCAGUGUACCGGCUCCUCCCCUUCAGUCAUGCACAGGUGUACUGGCUCCUCCCCUUCAGUCAUGCACAGGUGUACCAGCUCCUCCCCUUCAGUCUUGCACAGGUGUACCGGCUCCUCCCCUUCAGUCUUGCACAGGUGUACCAGCUCCUCCCCUCCAGUCUGGCACAGGUGUACCAGCUCCUCCCCUUCAGCCAUGCACAGGUGUACCGGCUCCUCCCCUGGACACUGAUAGUUUCUCACAAUGUGCA
Molecule: messenger RNA, 417 nt
Organism: Staurois parvus
Lineage: Eukaryota; Metazoa; Chordata; Amphibia; Anura; Ranidae
Source: the annotation of a GenBank genome assembly